AUGGCAACGGCGACAUAUGAACUCCGCGCCCUCCCCCCCCUCCUUCUCAACCUUCCCGAGCUGACUUUUGAGUCGACUCAAAGACCCUACAUUCCGCACAGCUCCGCCACGCUUGGAGCAACCUUAGCCGCGUCCCCCUCCUUCCCUUUUUCCAACUCCUUCCCGCCCUCCCUCCGUCCUUCCUCCCUCCCUCCCUUCCCCCCUCCCCAAUUCCCCUUUCUCCCCAGACCCUACAUUCCGCACAUCUCCCCCUGCGACCGCCUUCCCCACGCGCCUAUUUCCGCCACGCUUGGCGCAACCUUGGGCGACUGA
Molecule: messenger RNA, 312 nt
Organism: Closterium sp. Naga37s-1
Lineage: Eukaryota; Viridiplantae; Streptophyta; Zygnematophyceae; Desmidiales; Closteriaceae
Source: the annotation of a GenBank genome assembly